AUUUAAAUAAAGGAAUAUGUUAUAAAACACAAAGAAUGAGUCAAAAUAAAUUAGGGAAAAUGUUACAUCAAAUUGCAAAUUUAACAGAUAUUAAUUUGUCUGAUGAUCAAAAAAUUGUUAACCAUAGUUGGCGUAGAAUAGCAAUACAAAUGCUUAAAGAUGAAGAUAUUCCAGAGGAUAGAAUUAUGGAAUUUUCUGGUCACAGAUCACGAGAAGGAGUAAGAACUUACAAAAGUUUAGAUGAAGCAAGAAAAAUUCAGAAUAUUGUUAGCUUAAUUCCUUUAGAUAUUGAAGAUAUUGAAGUGGAAGAAUUUGAAUAUUUUCCUGGAAAUUCAUAG
This is a messenger RNA of Funneliformis geosporum, 338 nucleotides long. The record is from the annotation of a GenBank genome assembly. Lineage: Eukaryota; Fungi; Glomeromycota; Glomeromycetes; Glomerales; Glomeraceae.